This is a messenger RNA of Xiphias gladius (swordfish), 2957 nucleotides long. RefSeq names its product mucin-5AC-like. Lineage: Eukaryota; Metazoa; Chordata; Actinopteri; Istiophoriformes; Xiphiidae. Gene Ontology annotation, molecular function: phosphoric diester hydrolase activity. The transcript is spliced from 3 exons. The record is from RefSeq and is a predicted model, not a curated record. Gene Ontology annotation, biological process: lipid metabolic process. Bases 123 to 2957 code for a protein of 944 amino acids.
AAGCAUCUCUCCACCAAGAUUAAUGACAACCAGGGGGAGAGUUCUCACAGACAUCUUGCAAAGACAAAGAAGGGAUUAGCUCCUAGGAAAAAGCUGGUGCAGAAAUAACCUUUCGCACUAAGAUGCAACACGUGGUCAGGAAGAGGAUCAGCGGAGGCCAGGCACAGGCUUAUUGGCCAGGAAUAACCAGCUGUUCAGGUGCAGGGACAGGUUUCAAUGAUCACCCAGCCACAGAUCCAAGAUUUUACAACCUGGACUGGAUGAAGUCUAUACCUGAUGAAACUCCAGUAUCUGCUAUCUCCAUACCUGGAACACACGAAAGCCUGUCAUUACAUGGAGGACCACUUGUUAUAUGUCAGGUUUGGACAUUGGACAAGCAACUUAAAGUUGGACUACGGUAUUUUGAUGUGCGUGCUGGGAUUUGGUGGCAUUCUCAAAAACAUCUUUAUAUCCGGGACAGUCACUGGUUGUUUAAGCAAAAUUUUCAAUUUGAUGAUGUCCUCAGGGUUAUUUUCAACUUCUUAAACAUCCACAGUAGUGAGACUGUGCUUGUGAAAGUAACACUACAUGGGCUUUUCAAGGGGAAAGUCGCAAAAUUGAUGAAGCAAUUGAUUGAAAAGCACAGAAAUAGAAUAUGGACCAAGUUGUCAGCACCAAACAUGCAAGAGGUGAGGGGCAAGAUUGUUCUUCUCCAGAGUGACACGUUCAAUCUUGGAACAAAAAACCAUGAGUCAUUUUUCUUUGAAAAUAACCGGCUAAUCAAUGUUGAAAGCAAAAUAAGGAAAAUCAAGUCAAAGAUCUGUGAUCAUCACAUUGUGCUGACUGACAGUGCACCAUCACGUUUUCGCAAGCCUAAAACAUUGGCUAAAGAAGUUAACAAGCAGCUUAAUGAGUUUGUGGUGCAACAUAAGAAAAGCUCCUUAAAUCAAGGUUGCUUAGGUGUCUUAAGCAUGAACUUCCCCAGUGCUAAUCUUAUUAAAAACAUCAUUCAAACCAAACCGUGCAUCUGUGGGAAAGGAGGUGAUGGAGAAAAGCUUCAAAUGACAAUUGAGCCCGAGCUAGUAAAACCUCAGUCUGAGCCAAACACUACACCUGAAGCAGUGCCAGGACCAGACUCAACAACAUCUGGCCUGGAGUUAAAAACAACAGCUGAAGUGGCGCCUGCAGCAGACUCAACAACACCCAUGCCGGAGUUGGAAACAACAGUGGAUGCAGCACCUGCGCAAGACUCAACAACGUCCGAGCCGGAGUCCAAAACAAAAUCUAAAGCAGUGCCCACACCAGACUCAACAACGCCUAGGCCUGAUUCGGAAACUACAGCUGAAGCAGCACCUGCACCAGAAUCAACAACAAGUGGGACGGACUCAGAAACAACAGCUGAAGCGGCACCUGAGGCGGUGACUGGCCUGAAUGUACUUCCACAGACUAUGCCUGAACCUGCACCAGAAUCAACGACAAGUGGGACGGACUCAGAAACAACAGUUGAAGCAGCGCCUGCACAAGACCCAACAACACCCAGGCCAGGGUCGGAAACAACAGCUGAAGCAGCACCUGCAGCAGACUCAAAAACCUCUGGGCCGGAUUCGGAAAUAACAGCUGAACCAGCUCCUGCAGCGGACUCAACAACGCCUGGGCCGGAUUCAGAAACUACGGCUGAAGCAGAACCUGCACCAGAAUCAACAACAAGUGGGACGGACUCAGAAACAACAGCUGAAGCGGCACCUGAGGCGGUGACUGGCCUGAAUGUACUUCCACAGACUAUGCCUGAACCUGCACCAGAAUCAAUGACAAGUGGGACGGACUCAGAAACAACAGUUGAAGCAGCGCCUGCACAAGACCCAACAACACCCAGGCCAGGGUCGGAAACAACAGCUGAAGCAGCACCUGCAGCAGACUCAAAAACCUCUGGGCCGGAUUCGGAAAUAACAGCUGAACCAGCUCCUGCAGCGGACUCAACAACGCCUGGGCCAGAUUCAGAAACAACAGCUGAAGCGGCACCUGAGGCGGUGACUGGCCUGAAUGUACUUCCACAGACUAUGCCUGAACCUGCAUCAGAAUCAAUGACAAGUGGGACGGACUCAGAAACAACAGUUGAAGCAGCGCCUGCAGCAGACUCGACAACGCCUGGGCCGGAUUCGGAAAUAACAGCUGAACCAGCUCCUGCAGCGGACUCAACAACGCCUGGGCCAGAUUUGGAAACUACAGCUGAACCAGCUCCGGCAGUGGACUCAACAACGCCUGGACCAGAUUCAGAAACAACAGCUGAAGCAGCGCCUGCAGCAGACUCAACAACGCCUGGGCCAGAUUCAGAAACUACGGCUGAAGCAGAACCUGCACCAGAAUCAACAACAAGUGGGACGGACUCAGAAACAACAGCUGAAGCGGCACCUGAGGCGGUGACUGGCCUGAAUGUACUUCCACAGACUAUGCCUGAACCUGCACCAGAAUCAAUGACAAGUGGGAUCGACUCAGAAACAACAGUUGAAGCAGCGCCUGCACAAGACCCAACAACACCCAGGCCAGGGUCAGAAACAACAGCUGAAGCAGCACCUGCAGCAGACUCGACAACGCCUGGGCCAGAUUCGGAAACUACAGCUGAACCAGCUCCUGCAGCGGACUCAACAACGCCUGGACCAGAUUCAGAAACAACAGCUGUAGCAGAACCUGAGGUGGUGACUGGCCUGAAUGUACUUCCACAGACUAUGCCUGAACCUGCACCAGAAUCAAUAACUCAUCAGCAAAAUUCAGAGUCAUCACCCAAGUUGCCCACCACAAAUAAAGAUGAACACCCGCUUAAACCUGACUCAACAGAACACAAACCACAACUGAUAAAUCCACCAGACACCAUGCCUGUAGCAGUUCCCAAGUCAUAUCCCGCUGUACUCCCUAAUAUUCCUCAUCAAGUAGAGCGCAAGCCAAAACCACAGUGGAGAAGACGUAAUUGUCAUAGAGGGUAA